Messenger RNA from Austrofundulus limnaeus, 1575 nucleotides. Its product is annotated as cyclin-Y-like protein 1. Gene Ontology annotation, molecular function: protein kinase binding. Gene Ontology annotation, biological process: regulation of cyclin-dependent protein serine/threonine kinase activity. Lineage: Eukaryota; Metazoa; Chordata; Actinopteri; Cyprinodontiformes; Rivulidae. The transcript is spliced from 10 exons. The record is from RefSeq and is a predicted model, not a curated record. Bases 59 to 1084 code for a protein of 341 amino acids.
GAGCCCCCCCCCCCCCCCCCCCAAGUUGUAUGGGAGCCAGCUGUGGCUGUAGUCAGUCAUGGGGGGUUCGGUGUCCUGCUGCAUCUCCCCCGGGGAGAGUCCGAAGAUCCUCCGGAGACGCGUGGACCUGGACGAGUGUCCCAUCACCACCACCGAGGACGUGAGCGAGGACACUGGGACCUACCUGCAGCACAUCAGUGACCGGGAGCUCCCUGACGAACUGGCCCAGGAGGUGAACCCAUCGGACCACCCCAGAGCCAGCACCCUCUUCCUCAAUAAGUCCCAAACAGAUGUGCGCGAGAAGAGGAAAAGCAACUACAUGAACCAUACGUCUCCAGGGCUUCUGACUAAAAAGUACAGCUCUUGCUCAACAAUAUUCAUAGAUGACAGCACAGUCAGCCAACCAAACCUCAAGAGCACCAUCAAAUGCGUCUCAUUGGCCAUAUACUAUCACAUCAAAAACAGAGAUUCAAACCGCUCGCUGGAUAUAUUCGAUGAGAAGAAGCACCCUCUGUCGAAAGAAAAAGUGCCGGAUGAUUACUCUGUGGUCGACCCGGAGCACAAGCUCAUAUACCGCUUCAUUAGAACCCUCUUCAGCUCUGCACAGCUCACCGCCGAGUGCGCCAUCGUGACUUUGGUGUAUCUGGAGCGGUUACUGACUUAUGCGGAGAUCGACAUUUGCCCGUGCAACUGGAAGCGCAUCGUCCUCGGCGCCAUCUUGCUUGCCUCCAAAGUUUGGGAUGACCAGGCGGUUUGGAACGUCGACUACUGCCAGAUCCUCAAAGAUAUCACAGUGGAAGACAUGAAUGAGAUGGAGCGCCACUUCCUGGAGCUGCUCCAGUUCAACAUCAACGUUCCGGCCAGCGUCUACGCCAAGUAUUACUUUGACUUGCGCUCAUUAGCGGAUGACAACAACCUCAGUUUCCCUCUGGAGCCGCUCAGCAACAAGCGAGCCCAGAAGCUGGAGGCCAUCUCCAGGCUGUGUGAGGACAAAUACAAGGACCUGAGCAGGUCCGCCAUGAGGAGGUCCGUCAGUGCGGACAACCUGAUCGGCAUCAGGAACUCCCAGGCCGUGCUGUCCUAAAGCAUCCAAAAUCAGGCAGAGAUGGUGCCACGUUUAUCAAGAGACUUCUUUUUUUUUAAAGUAGAUAAAUAUCUGUGACUGAAGUCAAUUUUAGGGGGUAAGAAAUGACCCAAGCUAAACGUACAACACUAUAACCUGAUGAAUCCAGUCUGUGUGUUUUAAUUCAAAGGUAAAGCAUGAUCUUUUGCUGAUAUAUGUCAGAGGAAAAACAGCAUCAAAAUGCUUCCAAAAGCUGAACAAGUUUUUGCCGUUUUCUUCUAGUUCUCUCUUCUGUUUUUAAUAUUUGUCUAUAUUUAGGGAGGAGCAAUAUUCAGCCUCGUCUCCCUUCAUUCCAUUGGUACAGACGCUACAGACUGUUUGGAACUACCCUGUGGUGUAGUUCUGCACUCAACCAGAAGACAACUUUCUGCUUACUGUGUAGGCUCCUAUAGCUGUGAACUGUAUGAGACUUUAUUUAAAACAAAUAAAUUUCACUCGCUGUUUCAAGUUGA